AUGAAAGCCAAGUGGAGUGAUAGUGAAAGUAAGUCAACCUUGGGUAAUGAUUCCUCUUCUCAAGAUGAUGAAGAGAACUUUACCGCUUUUGUAGGACCACUCUUCUCUCCCUUUGGAGAAAUUGCCACAAGUGAAGUUAAAAAAAGUCCUAUCACAAAGGUGGAAGACUUGGAAGAAGAAAUUCCCACGUGUGUGGAGGAUGAAGAGUGCUAUGAGGAGAUUCAAGAUGUCAAGAUUGAUUUGCACACUCCUGGGGAGAAGAGAGCUAGUCCUCCACCCAUUCCCCGACCUAACUCGAGUUUUAGGAAUGAAAAACAAGAAUGGGAAACCAAUGAGGACUUUGCGAAACUCACCAUUUCAACCAAGUUAGAGGCCCCAAGUGCUUAUAGCAAGGUCAUGGCUCCUAAGAAAUAG
Messenger RNA from Ilex paraguariensis (yerba mate), 414 nucleotides. Lineage: Eukaryota; Viridiplantae; Streptophyta; Magnoliopsida; Aquifoliales; Aquifoliaceae. The record is from the annotation of a GenBank genome assembly.